GGCAUUCAAGGGCGACAAAGGAUCUAUGGGCAUCAGACUGCAUCGCUUCGUCUACGUGGAUGAAAUUGUCGUCGAAGCUCCCCCGCUGUCGAUGCUUGAUCAGCCCGAGACUACCCCUAAACAGUUUGACGUGUGGGGUCAUGUCGAAAGUGGCAACGUUGCCAAGCUGGAAGAAUACUUGAAGAAGCAUCCCUCUGAUCAGACCCCCCCACCUCCGUCUACAAAUGCCAGGUUCAUGCAUCUAGGCUCAUUCGAAUACGACAACCAGGGUGCUCCUAUUCAAAAGUUCUCCUUGGACCCUGCACCGUCUGGUCACAUGAUCGAUUUUGGACUGGUAGUGUUCACAUUCAACUCGAAUUACGGGGGCGACUACACUUGUUUGUACCGCAUUCGCAUCCACGGGGAACCUUCCGGUAAUAAUCUGUACGGUCUUCGUGGCUGAUGCCCCAAUAUCAUCCCACCAUCCCACACCAACUUUUCCUCCCAUCAUUCUUUGUGUACUUGUAUCGACUUUUGCUGGUUUGUUUCUUUUACGAGAUCUGGUCGCUCCCUUUGAAUGUGCUGGUGUGGAAGGUAUCCGAGUGAUAUCCCUCUUGUCAUGAUCUUUACCCUGUUCUCUCUCAUCC
This is a messenger RNA of Dacryopinax primogenitus, 626 nucleotides long. RefSeq lists its product as uncharacterized. Lineage: Eukaryota; Fungi; Basidiomycota; Dacrymycetes; Dacrymycetales; Dacrymycetaceae. Bases 26 to 442 code for a protein of 138 amino acids. Gene Ontology annotation, biological process: nuclear envelope organization. Gene Ontology annotation, cellular component: nuclear envelope. Gene Ontology annotation, molecular function: protein-membrane adaptor activity. The transcript has a single exon. The record is from RefSeq and is a predicted model, not a curated record.